Messenger RNA from Synchiropus splendidus (mandarinfish), 7344 nucleotides. RefSeq names its product phosphatidylinositol 4-kinase, catalytic, alpha a (gene pi4kaa). The record is from RefSeq and is a predicted model, not a curated record. Gene Ontology annotation, molecular function: 1-phosphatidylinositol 4-kinase activity. Lineage: Eukaryota; Metazoa; Chordata; Actinopteri; Syngnathiformes; Callionymidae. Gene Ontology annotation, biological process: phosphatidylinositol phosphate biosynthetic process; phosphatidylinositol-mediated signaling. Bases 124 to 6492 code for a protein of 2122 amino acids. The transcript has 54 exons. Gene Ontology annotation, cellular component: cytoplasm; plasma membrane.
UCCGCUCCGCCGUGACCUUGCGCCUGCACAUUUUGGACCUCCGACUCGCCGUAGUCGGCGUUGCCGUGUUGACACCGGGGAGAUGUUUGUGUAGUUCGUGUGUUCGGACGCCAACAUCUCACCAUGUCUCUGACUCGAGAAGCGGGUCGGGGGUUCUACUUCGGCACCGUCCUGUCGCUGGCCCGGUCUCUGGCGGCCCACGAGCAGGUUCCAACGGAGAAGGUGCAGAAGCUGCAGUGCAUGUGUCCAACAGACUUCAGAGGAGUCUUCCAGCUGGACGAGCGCAGGAGAGAUGCUGUCAUUGCUCUGGGGAUCUUCUUUGUGGAGUCCAACCUGCAGCAUAAGGAGUCCAUCGUCCCAUACCUGCUCGGGCUGCUGAAGGGGCUGCCCAGGGUCCAGUGGAUCGAAGAGAGCUCAGAGAAGAAAGGACGAGAGUCACUUCCUGUGGCAGAGAACUUCAGCUUCUGCCUGGUGACGCUUUUGUCUGACGUAGCCCAGAGAGAUGAGGCACUACAGUCCCAGAUCCUGGAAGCUGUCAUGAACGUCAUGCAAGUUCUGCUGGACAUUUGCAAGAGUCCAGAGGAUCAUGACAAAGAGUACUUAUGCAGGUACAUGGUGCCCACCCUACUGGGUGUGGCCAGAGCCUUUGGGAGGUACAGCAACACAGAAGAACCGCUGCUGACUAAGCUGUUCCCGCGGCCCGUUGCCCCUCUGCUGCCCUCUGCUGAUGAUGUGGACGCGACACGCCGGCGCUCCUUCACUGAGUUCCGUUCCAUCCUGCCGAGCUCACUGCUGACGGUGUGCCAGGGUGACACACUGAGACGCAAGGGCUCAUCUAAUGUGUCGCAACAGGCAAGUCCAGAGAGAGUUCUGACCCCCAUCUCCCCCGCUGACCACUCGCCCCACUACUUUGAGGGCUCGUAUCUCCCAGACGGCAGCUCUGUGGACCCCGACUACUACUUCUCCACCAUCAGCUCCAGCUUCUCCAUCUCUCCACUCUUCACUGGCUGCAGCUCUGGAGACUGUCGCCUCCCUCUAGAUACUCUGAGACAGCUGCUGCACAUGGUAGAGCAGAUGGUGGACGAGUCUUUCCUGAAGUCUCUGGACGACUGUCUGGCUGAGCAGGUCGAGGCCGACCCGGCGCUUCUCCUGCACUACAAGACCUUCAGCGACCCGCUCUACGUGGCCACUUUCAAGAUGCUGAGAGACACUCUCUACAACCUGAAGGCGCUCCAGACAGACUUCGUGAGGGAGGUGCAUGACUUUGUCCUGGAGCAGUUCAGCAGCAGCCAGUCUGAGUUGCAGCGGAUCCUGCAUGAUGUGGAGUACCUGCAGAGCGAGCUGAGCCCGCUUAAGCUGCGCUGCCAGGCCAACGCUGCCUGUGUGGACCUGAUGGUGUGGGCCGUGACAGAGGAGCAGGGAGCGGAGAAUCUCUGCACCAAACUGUCUGAGAAGCUUCAGUCCAAGACGUCCAGCAAAGUGAUCAUCGCUCACAUGCCGCUGCUCAUCUGCUGCCUGCAGGGUCUGGGCCGUCUGUGCGAGCGCUUCCCGGUGGUUGCUCACUCCGUCACCAUGUCGUUGCGGGACUUCCUGGUGGUUCCAUCUCCUGUCCUGGUGAAGUUGUACAAGUACCAUAGCCAGUACACGGCAGGUGGCAGCGACAUCAAGAUCCACGUCACCAAUGAGCACUCGCAGUCCACACUCAGCACGCACGCCAGCAAGAAGAGCCAGCCGUCCAUGUACGAGCAGCUGCGGGACAUCUCCAUCGACAACAUCUGCAGAUGUCUGAAAGCAGGACUCACCAUGGACAAUGUCAUUGUGGAAGCAUUCCUCGCCAGCCUGUCCAACCGUCUCUACAUCUAUCAGGAGAAUGACAAGGAUGCUCACCUGAUCCCGGACCAUACCAUCCGGGCUCUGGGUCACAUCGCGGUGGCUCUGCGCGACACCCCCAGAGUGAUGGAGCCCAUCCUGCAGAUCUUGCAGCAGAAGUUCUGCCAGCCGCCGUCACAGCUCGACGUCCUCAUCAUCGACCAGCUGGGCUGCAUGGUCAUCACGGGCAACCAAUACAUAUACCAGGAGGUGUGGAACCUGUUCCAGCAGAUCAGUGUGAAGGCCAGCUCCAUGGUCUACUCCACCAAGGACUACAAGGACCACGGUUACAGGCACUGCUCCCUCGCCGUCAUCAACGCUCUGGGGAACAUCGCCGCCAACCUGCAGGCCGAACACAUGGUGGACGAGCUGCUGGUCAAUCUGCUGGAGCUCUUUGUACAGCUGGGCCUGGAAGGCAAACGGGCCAGUGAGAGGGCCUCGGACAAGGGCCCAGCUCUGAAGGCAUCGAGCAGCGCUGGAAACCUGGGAGUCCUGAUCCCUGUCAUAGCAGUGCUAACCAAGAGGCUGCCGCCCAUCAAAGAAGCCAAGCCACGUCUGCAGAAGCUCUUCCGGGACUUCUGGCUCUACUCGGUGGUCAUGGGGUUCGCUGUGGAGGGAUCAGGACUGUGGCCCGAAGAGUGGUACGAGGGGGUCUGUGAAAUCGCCACCAAGUCUCCACUGCUGACAUUCCCCAGUGGAGAACCUCUGCGCUCCGAGCUGCAGUACAACUCUGCCCUGAAGAACGACACCGUCACUGCGGCGGAGCUGAACGACCUCCGCAGCACCAUCAUCAAUCUCCUGGACCCACCUCCUGAGGUGGCCGCUCUGAUCAACAAGCUGGACUUUGCCAUGUCCACAUACCUGCUGUCAGUCUACAGGCUCGAGUACAUGAGAAUGCUGAGUUCUCUGGACUCUGACCGGUUUCAGGUGAUGUUCCGUUACUUUGAGGAUCGGGCGAUCCAGAAGGAUAAGUCCGGAAUGAUGCAGUGCGUGAUCGCUGUCAGCGACAAAGUCUUUGAGAUCUUCCUGCAGAUGAUGGCGGAGAAGGCCAAGACCAAAUCCCACGAGGAGGAGCUGGAGCGCCACGCCCAGUUCCUGCUGGUCAACUUCAACCACAUCCACAAGAGGAUCCGUAGAGUGGCUGACAAGUACCUCUCGGGCCUCGCUGAGACGUUUCCUCAUCUGCUGUGGAGCGGGCGAGUGCUGAAGACGAUGCUGGACAUCCUGCAGACUCUGUCUCUGUCCCUCAGUGCGGACAUCCACAAGGACCAGCCAUACUACGACAUCCCGGACACGCCGUACAGGAUUACCGUCCCCGACACGUAUGAAGCCCGUGAGAGCAUUGUCAAGGACUUUGCUGCCCGCUGCGGGGAGAUCCUGAAGGAGGCCAUGAAGUGGGCACCGUCAGUGACCAAGUCCCAUCUACAGGAGUACCUGAACAAGCACCAGAACUGGGUGUCGGGCCUGACGCAGCACACUGGACUGGCCAUGGCCACCGAGAGCAUCCUGCACUUUGCUGGCUACAACAGACAGAGCACCACCCUGGGGUCCACACAGCUGACAGAGAGGCCGGCAUGCGUAAAGAAGGACUACUCCAACUUCAUGGCCUCGCUGAAUCUGCGAAACCGCUACGCCGGAGAGGUGUCCGGCAUGAUCCACUUUGCCCAGGCGGUCCGAGGUCAGUCAGAUUUGGGUCGGCUCAUGGUCAGGCAGAUGGGUGAAGCUCUGGACUCGGCCCUGCCGGAGGCCUUCACGGAGGCCAUGUUCAAGCUGGCCGCCCUGCUCAUCAGCACCAAAGACUGCGACCCUCAGCUGCUGCACCACCUCUGCUGGUCUCCUCUGAAGAUGUUCACGGAGCACGGAAUGGAGACGGCAAUCGCCUGCUGGGAGUGGCUGCUGGCUGCUCGGACAGGCAUCGAGGUUCCGUUCAUGAGGGAGAUGGCCGGCGCCUGGCAGAUGACUGUGGAGCUGAAGAUGGGCUUGUUCUCCGAUGCCCAGGUGGAAGCCGAUCCUCUGGCAGCGUCCGAGGAGAGUCAGCCGGUCCCCUGUCCCCCUAACGUGACCCCACACCACAUCUGGAUUGAGUUCCUGGUCCAAAGGUUUGAGAUUGCCAAGUACUCCAGCGCAGACCAAGUGGAGAUCUUCCUGAGCCUGCUUCAGCGCUCGCUGGCGCUGACAGUGGGCGGAGCUAAGAGCAGCCUGAACCGUCAUGUUGCUGCUAUCGGACCUCGCUUCAGGCUGCUGACUCUGGGUCUGGCUCUGCUGCACUCCGACGUCGUCACCAAUGCGACAGUGAGGAAUGUGCUGAGAGAGAAGAUCUACUCGACAGCCUUUGAUUACUUCAGCUCACCCCCAAAGUUCCCCACACAGACAGACAAGCAUCUGCGUGAAGACAUCAGCAUCAUGAUCCGCUUCUACGCCAGCAUCCUGUCUGAUAAGAAGUACCUGGCGGCGAGUCAGCUGGUCCCCCCGGGUGAGCUUGGUUCCACCCCGGCCCCGAGCUCGCUCUCUGCCGGGAUUUUCGGAUCGCUAAUCGUGUCCAGCACCUCUCCGAUAUCCAUCUUGAACAACCAAGACCCGUCCCUCAACAGCCUGUCGGUGAUGAACGCCGCCGACCUGCGCAGCAACGAUUCCAGCCUGCGCUCACAGCAGAGCGGUCAGGGCUGGAUCAACACCUACCCUCUCUCCAGCGGCAUGUCCACCACCUCCAAGAAGUCAGGUGCAUCCAAGAAGAGCAACCGAGGGACUCAGCUGCACAAAUACUACAUGAAGCGCCGGACGCUGCUGCUCGCUCUGCUGGCCAGCGAGAUAGAGCGGCUGACCACCUGGUACAACCCACUGAGCACGCAAGAGCUGAGCAUCGCCACCGAUCAGUCUGUGGAGACCAGCAUCACCAACUGGAGGUCCAAGUACAUCAGCCUGAACGAGAAGCAGUGGAAGGACAACGUCAACCUGGCCUGGAGCAUCGCACCCUACCUGGCCAUGCAGCUGCCAUCCAGGUUCAAGAAUGACGCCAUUGUUGCAGAGGUGACCCGGCUGGUCCGCCUGGACCCUGGAGCAGUCAGCGAUGUGCCCGAGGCUGUGAAGUUCCUGGUCACCUGGCACACCAUUGACGCCGACUCGCCCGAGCUCAGUCACAUACUGUGCUGGGCUCCGGCAGACCCGCCUACCGGCCUGUCCUACUUCAGCAGCAUGUACCCCCCUCAUCCGCUCACCGCCCAGUACGGGGUCAAAGUGCUGCGCUCCUUCCCUCCAGACGCCAUCUUGUUCUACAUCCCGCAAAUCGUGCAGGCACUGCGCUUUGACAAGAUGGGCUACGUCAGAGAGUACAUCCUGUGGGCGGCGCAGAAGUCUCAGCUGCUGGCUCAUCAGUUCAUCUGGAACAUGAAGACCAACAUCUUUGUGGACGAAGAAGGUCACCAGAAAGACCCGGACAUCGGCGAGCUGUUGGAGCAGAUGGUGGAGGAGAUCACCUGCUCCCUAUCGGGCCCAGCCAAAGACUUCUACCAACGGGAAUUUGAUUUCUUCAACAAGAUCACCAAUGUCUCCGCCAUUAUCAAGCCCGUCCCAAAAGGAGAGGAGAGGAAGCGGGCCUGUCUGAAGGCUCUGUCUGAUAUCAAAGUGCAGCCAGGCUGCUACCUGCCCAGCAACCCGGAGGCCAUCGUGCUGGACAUCGAUUACAAGUCUGGGACCCCCAUGCAGAGUGCGGCCAAAGCUCCGUAUCUGGCCAAGUUCAAGGUGAAGCGCUGUGGUGUGAGCGAGCUGGAGAGGGAGGGGCUCCGCUCUGACUCGGACUCUCUGGAGGACAGCGAGGAAAACCCGGAUGGGUCUCGGAGGGUCUGCUGGCAGGCGGCCAUCUUUAAAGUGGGCGAUGACUGUCGACAGGACAUGCUGGCUCUGCAGAUCAUCGGCCUCUUCAAGAACAUCUUCCAGCUGGUGGGUCUGGACCUCUUCGUGUUUCCAUACAGGGUUGUGGCCACAGCGCCGGGGUGCGGGGUCAUUGAGUGCAUCCCGGACUGCAAGUCCCGGGACCAGCUGGGGCGCCAGACGGACUUCGGCAUGUACGACUACUUUAGGAACCAGUACGGAGACGAGUCCACGCUGGAUUUCCAGAAGGCCCGCUACAACUUCAUCCGCAGCAUGGCGGCCUACAGCCUGCUGCUCUUCCUGCUGCAGAUCAAGGACCGCCACAACGGCAACAUCAUGCUGGACAGCAAAGGUCACCUGAUCCACAUCGACUUUGGUUUCAUGUUCGACAGCUCUCCGGGGGGGAACCUGGGCUGGGAGCCCGACAUCAAGCUGACGGACGAGAUGGUGAUGAUCAUGGGUGGCAAAAUGGAGGCCACGCCCUUCAAGUGGUUCAUGGAGAUGUGUGUGCGCGGCUACUUGGCCGUCAGGCCCUACAUGGACGCGGUGGUGUCACUGGUCACGCUCAUGCUGGACACCGGACUGCCCUGCUUCAGAGGCCAAACCAUCAAGCUGCUCAAGGGGCGCUUCAAUCCGCAGAUGAGUGAGAAGGAGGCUGCGGCCUUCAUGAUCAAGGUCAUCCAGAGCUGCUUCCUCAGCAGCAGGAGUAAGACCUACGAUAUGCUGCAGUACUACCAGAACCAGAUCCCCUACUGAGGUCCCACCCAGAGGAGUCAGAAGAACCUCCUGAUCAUGGUCUCAGGAGGUUCAUUACUCUUGCGGGCUGUUCAGUAGAGACUGCCGGGGACCUGGACAGAACCUCAGUGUGUCCGGGCGGACCGACAAUCCCACUCUCCUUGAACCGGUCGGGUUCCAGUCCACACCAGAACUUGGUGUUCCCCUGCUGUAGUUCCAUGCACUUUAGAACCACAACCUGCUCAGAUGCCUGAGACACAGGGAGUGAUGUCAUCCACACUGGUCUUUCACUCUGUGGUUGGUUCUUUCUCCUCACGUCAGAGUGGUGACAUCACAGCUGCUGAGACCAAACUCUGGGAUUCAUCCCGAACACCUUCAGUGGACGAGACUCCUUCAUCCCUCCUUCUCUGGUCCUCCAGAGCCAGUCCGGAGCACCCCCUUCUGGCGAGUGGGUGUGAGUAUGAGCGAGAGAGAUGCAAUAUUCAGACUUAGAAGCCAUGUUCCUCCUGAAACUGAUCAAAUCUAUAUGCAAUGGUUGUGUGUGUGUGUAUGUGUGUUCAUGUUUCUGAAUAUUGACCAGUAGAUCUGGGACAGGCUGCCUACUGGGGACACCAUUUCAGAGUCCUGGUUAAGGUUAGCCAUGUGUUUUGGAGGGUUAGGUUUAGAGAAGAGGCCAUCAGAGGUCGCCACAAGGAUAGACAAACGUGUACAGUAUGUGUGUGUGCGCGUGUUCCUAACAAGCGAGCUUAUACCAGAUGAUUAUUCAGUUUAUGUGUUGUUCAACAGUGUUUCAGUGUUUGUCAUCUGUAGAAAAUAAAAAGUUGUGUGUAAACUUCCUCCUGGGCUUCAAAAUAAAAGACUGGAGUCCGCGCA